AUGACAAUUAGAGACCACCACGCACCCACAGCCCUUGUGAAUAACGGUAGAGAGGCUAGAUCCUGGAAGCAAUUCGGCUUCAGAUCUCGACAUGACAACAAAUAUUCAACCAGAAAUCGAGGCAUUAUCGGGAAAAGAUGCCAAAUCAACUUUCCCGCCCCGGCAUUGGGCAUCACCUGGAGUGACGUCAAAGUUGAAGCAGUUAGUGCCGAUGCCGUUAUCAACGAGAAUUUCACCUCGCAGUUCAACUUCCUCAAUGGCCUGCGGGAUUACAACAAGAAGCCGUUGCCUAGAGCCAUUUUUAACAGCAGUCAUGGAUACCUCAAGCCGGGAGAGAUGUUGCUCGUUCUGGGCCGGCCUGGGUCCGGCUGCACCACUCUUUUGAGCAUCCUCGCCAAUAAGCGACGCGGUUACCAAGCUGUCACUGAUUUCAUGAACACUGAGGAAGAACUGUUUUUCCCUGCCUUGGCCGUGGGACAGACACUGGAUUUUGGCACUCGUCUCAAGAUGCCUGCCCACCGUCCACCGGCGGCGUUUUCCUGGGACUAUUAUCAAAAGGGAUGCGAGACUUUUUACUACGCUCGAUGGGAUCUCUACAUACCAAGGAUACCAAGGUCGGAAAUGAGUUUGUGCGGGGUGUUUCCGGGGGUGAAAGGAAGCGGGUGUCUAUCGCCGAGUGCAUGGCAACUCGCUGCUCCAUCUUUUUCUGGGAUAAAAGCACCAGAGGCUUGGAUGCCAGCACCGCACUCGACUACGCCAAGGUUAUCUGUGCCUUACCGACACGCUGGAGCUCUCCUAGGUCGUCAGUUGUAUCUGGCGGUAAACAGCAUCUAUGAGUUGUUCCACAAGGGCCUGGUGGUCGACGCAGGGAAGCAUAUCUUUUACGGGCCACCAAAAGAGGCGAGAUAUUUCAUGGAGCACCUGGGUCUCAUAUGUGAGGACGGAUCUAACGUGGCCGACUUGUUGACCGGUAUCACUGUGCCCACAAAACGGAAGGUCAGUCCUGAGCACCGAGGUACAACGCCAGACAAUGCGGAUGCUUUUCGAGCCGUGUAUGAGAGUUCUCACAUUUACCAGCAAAUGAUUUCCGAAUACGGAUAUCCCAAGACCGAGGUUGCAGAAUAUCAGACUCAAUCUUUCAUGGUCGUAGCAUAG
Molecule: messenger RNA, 1155 nt
Organism: Pseudomassariella vexata
Lineage: Eukaryota; Fungi; Ascomycota; Sordariomycetes; Amphisphaeriales; Pseudomassariaceae
Exons: 2
Coding region: 1-1155 (384 amino acids)
Source: RefSeq, a predicted model, not a curated record